AAGAUACAUAUAGCAGCAGUCGUUUUAUAAGGUGGACAGUGAUUAGAUUUGUUCGGGUUCUAGGUUCGCUACACAGUUUACUAUUCAUUAAACACUUACUAGUAUUUACACAUUUGUUAUUUUAGCUGUAUUUAACAAAAUUGCGUUACCCCAUGUGACUGUGUUUGCCCCACCCGCAUUGGACGACGUAACGAGUCAUUUUUAUGAAACGUAAAAAGAGGCGUGUGUUGUCUAGUGUUAUGCAAAGUUAAAGUAGCUAUAUAACUCCACUUAAAAAUAAUUAUCCAGCUAACUAGCUAGCUACCAAAAGAUGUCGUUUUACAGAAACGCCGUUUGGUUCGUUAAAGGACUUCAAGAAUACACAAAAAGCGGAUAUGAAGCAGCAGCUAAGCAGUUUAAUACUGGGGACCUGGACGUAAACCUGAGUGGCAGGUCUUUUGUUAUCACUGGGGCCAACAGCGGCAUUGGAAAAGCUACAGCCCAUGAAAUAGCCAAAAGAGGAGGGAUUGUCCACCUGGUGUGUCGUAACAAGGAACGGGCACAGGAGGCAAAGGAGGAGCUGGUGGAACAUAGUAAAAACCAGAAUGUCCAUGUUCACAUCGUUGACAUGUCCAGUGCAAGACAAGUGUGGGAGUUUGCAGAGAGCUUCUCAAAAACCAACAGCAUUCAUGUACUGAUCAACAAUGCAGGGUGUAUGGUAAACCAGAAAGAGCUGACAGAGGAAGGUGUAGAGAAGAACUUUGCUACUAACACUCUCGGUACCUUCAUCCUAACCACAGCGUUGAUACCAGCCCUGAAACAGGCACAGGACCCACGAGUGAUCACAGUGUCUUCAGGGGGCAUGCUGGUCCAGAAGAUGAAUGUAGACGACCUGCAGUCUGAGAAGGGGACGUUCGACGGCACUAUGGCCUACGCUCAAAAUAAAAGACAACAGGUGAUACUGACCGAGAGAUGGGCGUCCCAGCAUAAAGAGAUCCAUUUCUCAUCAAUGCACCCUGGCUGGGCUGAUACUCCAGCUGUCCAGUUGUCCAUGCCUGACUUCCAUGCUAAGAUGAAGAACAAGCUGCGUACGGAGUCCAUGGGGGCCGACACGGUGGUGUGGCUGGCUGUCUCAGCAGUGGCCUCCAACCAGCCCAGUGGACUCUUCUUCCAGGACCGAAUGGCGGUGCCCACACACCUUCCGCUGGCUUUAUCCAGGUCCUCUCCGGCCGAUGAGGAGAAGCUGCAGGCAAUAUUGGAGCAGCUCGCACACAAGUUCAAACCUUGACCUCUCCUACAGCGGUCAAAAGGUUAUGAACAGACAGACCCUCAAGCCCAUGUGUCCGUUGACAAACACUCCUCAUUAUAGAUAUGCACUGUAUAAAGCGGACAUGGCGGUAAUAUUUUUACAACCAUUUUCUAUUUAUGAUGAUGAUCUGUAAAUUGAUUGCUUGCUAUUGCUAAGAUCAGUGUAGCCACACAGAGCAUUUCAGUGGCUCAUGUUUGGGGUAGAGGCCUUCACUGGUCGUUCUGAAAUGGACCUGGGGUUUUCCCAUCCAGACCUGAAAUGCAUAAAUUUGUAAAAAUAAAUAAAUAUAGAAGCCCGUUCAGUACAACUUGACCCGUUCCGUAUAGACCUGGUCCGAUCCAGACCCGGUCCGUUCCGAGUAAGACAAGCAGCAGAAAGGUCCAUUUUUAAGCUACUUUAUUAACUGGAGCUGAUAAAAAGGGGAGGUAGAGAGAGGUGACGCUCUAGCAGGGGCCGUGCUGUGUGUGUAGUCUGCUGUGAGUGUGAGCGAGUGACGUGGGGAGGCGGGAGAGAGAAACCGCAACCAAACAAGCUGACUCGCGCUGUAGUAGAAUAAUACCUGCCAUUGCUAGGUUAUUUAUCAUCCAAUAUGAUUACAUAGUACCUGUCUUGACUGCACCAAACCGGGAGAAGAUAGCUAGGCUAAUUGAGGCUGAUAACUAGGCUAAUUGAGGCUGCAUGCACUUUCUCGUCCGACACAUUUACAAACAAUGCCUCCAGUCCACAGGAGGUUGGUGGCACCUUAUUUGGGGAGAACAGGCUCGUGGUAAUGAGUGGAAUGGUAUAUAACACAUGCAGUGGCAGUUCUAGCUUGUAUGGCUUCCUAGGCAUACCCCCCCCCCCCAAAAAAGCACCAUUCUGCACAAACUAAUUUUUUUUUCAUUUGGAACACUAUAAAUAAAUAAUCCUAACAUUUAAAACUAUAAAUAUACAAAAAUAAGACUCAUGAAUAUCAAAGACUAAUAUAAACCAAUUGUAGUAUAUAUAUAUAUAUAUAGAAAAUAAAAUUGAAUUAUUACCCUAUUGCUACCAAAAAACAAAAUUGCACAAAUCCUAUUUUACACAAAUAGAAUAACACACUUAUAAAGAAGAGAACCUGAUUAAUGCACUUCAAACAAUAAACACAAAAACGAAAUUGCACAACUAGUUUUAUUAGUACUGUGCAAAGUUAGAGGUGUGCUAUUUGAUAGGGGGAGCAGGGGAAUCUCGGGCUUCCAGUAGGGAGACCUGAAGUUGACCUACCUCCGCCCCCUCCCCAUCUUGUACUUCUGAGUGAAACUUUCCCAGGCAGUUGCCUGCCUAGCUCACAAACUAGAAUCAGGGCACCCACUCUCACACAGUGACAUGAUAUCAUUGACGUGACGUGCAAAUGAGUGAUAGAAAACCUUUCGCAAAUGUCACCAUUCGGAUAAUUAUUAUUAAAAUAAAAUUGUGCGGCCGCCCCCGGCAAGAUGCUGGCCAUAUCGCCUAUGCCUAAAUCCGCCACUGAACACAUGGUUUCCAGGUGUUUGAUGCCAUUCCAUGCUCUGUUCCCAGUGGCGGUUCUAGACCAUUUCAACUGGGGGGGCCAAGCGGGGGCCAGUUACAUUAGACGUUAUUGUUGUCAUUGUUUUCUUCACUGCAUUGCAGGCAAAAGACCAUGUUCAUAAUCAGCAUCGUUGCCACUGUCUAAUAACGGAUGUAAAAAAAGAACGAUAGAACCGCCACUGUCUGUUCCGGCCAUCAUUAUGAGCCGUUCUCCCCUAAGCAGCCUCCACUGCUCCGUUCAGAAUAUAAAGUAGCAGCCUACCUGUGGGCUCUUCGUCGUUGUAGCCUAUCCUUCUCCUUUUAACUUAAUUCCAUUUGAAUUCAAUCUUCUAUUGAUUAGGUAUCUCCUAACUUUUGCCCCACGCGGAGGCUCUGACUGUAGCCUAUUACCGCUUUGAUUACUUAUGAUUGGCCAACAACAAGCUACAUGCGCCAGUCUCGUGAAUAAAUUAUACCAUUUCUCUCUCUACUGCAGCAGUCGAGUUCAGGUCUCUAUGGGUCAUUCUGGACAAGUCAGUUAACAUUACACAUACCCGAGACCAGUGACAAUCAGAUCCAACCCAAAACCCGUGACAUUAUUUCGAAUUCUGGAUCUGGACCCGUUCGGGUCCUGGAUCGGGUAUCAGGAAUUCGGGUACAGGGGGAUCUGUGAAGACCUCUAGUUUGGUGUCAUUUGAUGCUUCAUAACGUUUUACACCAUACUACUUCCCUCAAAUUUUUCUACAAAGGCUUUUCCAUUAGCUUGAAUGUUGCAUACUUCGUACAGUUCCGUACUAAUACAGUACAUAGUGAUUUACGUCAGAACUUCUAUGGAAACUGGACCUUUCAUUUCAGAAUGUGCUCUAGCCAGGCAGCUGGUUUAGGUUGAUGGAUGAAUAAAUCAUGUUUUACUCAGAUUUAGCAGUGUAUACCAUCCACAGCAUUUUUACUCAAUCAAAUUUUAUUGGUCAUAUACACAAAGGUUUUCAUCAGGGUUUAACAAGGGCUCAUGUUCAAAGGUGCUUCUGGCUGUUGUCAGCGGUAAUAGUGUCAUUACAACUGUUUUGUAUUCUGUUAUUAUUAGUUUACUGUACAACCAGAACAAACAGUCAGUCUUUAUAUUUGACUUGUCCAGAGAAUCAUUGAGACACUGUUCUUAAAGCUACAUGUUGUUUGUCUUGUUUUACGUGGUUUAGUACUUUGACAUACUUUCUUUAAAAUGAUUUUAUCCUUGUUAAUCAAACCAGGACCUGUGAGCAGAAAUGUGUUUUAUUAUUAAGAGCACAAAUAAAGCCAAGGCUAUUGAGCUUUUUAUUAAGAUACCACUGUACACACUCGUGUAGAAUGUCCAGUGCAUUAAAGACAGUUAAUCAACUUCAAGUAAAUAAUAAAAGGCACCAAUAAAUAUUUAAAUCUUAUUUUCA
Oncorhynchus keta (chum salmon) is the source of this 4218-nucleotide messenger RNA. RefSeq names its product dehydrogenase/reductase SDR family member 12-like. The transcript is spliced from 10 exons. The record is from RefSeq and is a predicted model, not a curated record. Lineage: Eukaryota; Metazoa; Chordata; Actinopteri; Salmoniformes; Salmonidae. Bases 311 to 1267 code for a protein of 318 amino acids.